AUGAAAAGUACCGCCGAUUGGCGUUCCAUGAAUGAACUUGUAUCUCGACAAAAUGACAAUUCAAGCUUACGAUUUUGGAUCAGUCUGAGUUUGAUUUCAAAACCAUAUAAAACCAGCUUUAAGACAUUCCACUUGUGCUAUCUGAGCUGUUCAAUCUUUUCACCAACAGUCUCAUCAGUGAUGGUCUCAAUUUUCGCCAGCGCACAGAAAUUGUUCGAGUUCAAGGAACUUUAA
Molecule: messenger RNA, 234 nt
Organism: Clunio marinus
Lineage: Eukaryota; Metazoa; Arthropoda; Insecta; Diptera; Chironomidae
Source: the annotation of a GenBank genome assembly